AUAAACACCAAAUUUGACACUUCCUGUUCAUAUUAUCUUUUUUUGAAUUCAUUGUGCUGUGAGGUUUCUCAAUGGAAUUUAGUUUAUUUCAAUGCCAGAAUGUUUCCAUCUCACUUGAUUCUUUCUUUGUAUCUCUUUUCUUCAAUUAUUUGUGAUGAAAGGGGCCCAAGGGUCAAAAGAAUAGUGGGCGGGCGCCCUGCGGAUCCACCUCCAAUAGACGAUCCUGCAGUUUUCACACAUUUUGCUGGUAAAUCGGCACGAGUACAGGGUGUUUUAGAUUUUCCCCACUACGUUUUCAGAGGAAUUAAAUACGCUCACCCACCUAUUGGAAAAAAUAGAUUUUUGCGACCUCGGCAAAAAUUUUUGGAAGGAACUGUAAAUGCUACAAUGUAUGCUCCUCCAUGCAUCCAACCCCGCCCGGGAACAAAUUUGGUGGUUGGAAGUGAAGAUUGUUUAGCCCUCAAUGUGUUCACACCAGAAUUACCUACAGGUUCAGAGGGGUUGCCAGUGCUAGUUUGGAUUCACGGAGGAGGAUUUAGGUAUGGUUCUGCAUCUCAGUACGGGCAUACGCAUAUCAAAAUAUUCUUGAAUUUUACAGGAUUAACUUCUGGAAUAAUAGCCAUGUCUGGAACAGCAAUUUCACGCUGGGCUGUAGAUCAUACUCCCCACGAUACAGCUCAAGAUAUUGCCAAACAAAAUGGUUGUCCAACUGUCAAUGCUUUAACGAUGGUCAAAUGCCUACAGUCAUUGUCUCCAGACUCAAUAGUUAAGGGUGAUUCUAACAUAGAAUUCCAACGGAUCCAGUCAAAGGGGUUCAUUUCGGGACUGUCAGGUGACUUGGGCUGUGCACCUGUAAAAGAAGGGUUUAACGACGGUAGGUCUCUGCCAGGUUUUGUUCAAGACGAACCAAUGAAUGACAUGGAAAAGCAAAGAAAUCCCAAAGUUCCCCUACUAACAGGCAUAGUAAAGGAUGAAACUAAGAAAUCAAUAAAAGGGUACUUAAAAACUGAUAUUCUUCAAAAGUUGAAUACGAUUCCCGACUUUGUAGAUAAAGUUUUAGUAGAAAAAUUGAGGCAAUUUGUUCCUCUCAAAGUUAACAUGGACAUUGUUAAAAAUGUGAAUGAUCUUGGAAGUUCUCUUACUAAUUUGUUACCAGUCAGUUUUAAAAAUUAUUUGAAACACAAUGCAGACAAUCUUUUACAAACGCUGGACAAAAUUUCUGAUGUGACAAAUGAUGCACUAUUUAAUGUUCCGGCUUUUCUCACAGUUGACAGAUGGUCAAAAAAUGGUGCACAGACCUUUUUAUACAGUUUUGAACAUUCAGGAAAAUUGAAAAAAGGAAAUUCUUUUCUAUUAGGAUCUCCACUUAUUGGUAAUUCCACUAACAACGCAGAAGAGAGCAACGACACAGUGAGUCAUGGAGAUGAUCUAGCAUAUUUAUUUGAUGCAUAUGAUAUUGAAGGAAACUCUCUGGAUACCGAUAAUAACAUAAGUGAAGAUGACAAAAAUGUCCGAGAAUUUUUCACUCAAAUGAUAGCCGAUUUUGCUCGACACGGUGCUCCCAAGAUAAACAAUAAAAUUAUGUCACCAUUUUCCAGCGCCAAGAACAAUUUUCUUCGAAUCAAAGCAAAGCCUAUGUUGGCGGAGGGUUUCAAAUUCUGCGAGAUGGCUCUGUGGUGUAACAUAGCUGAAAGGCUGAAAAGUACUGCUUGUGCCUUUUGGAAUGGAGUUAAUGAAUUUAUAAACAAAACAAGUCUUAAUAACUUGGCUCCCAACAAAAUAUUGGAGAAAGUCAAGCCACUCGACGUUUUAGCAAUGGGAUCAGUAAAAAAACCGCAGGUAAUGGACUUUGUUAACGGAGGACAGACUAACAAUGUUUUUCCAAAUUUAUUUGGUGGUAGCAAUGAAAACCUAUUGUCGCCCCUAAAUGGGGAGAGUUCAAGUGGAAAGAAAAAUUCUUGGGGUUUGUUAGACGGUCAAACAACUAAUAAUAUUCCGAGAGAGCAAAAAGGGCUUGCAGCAGGUACUGGUAGUCAACUGAUGAACAAAUCCAGACAAAAUAUAAAUGGAAGUCCAAGAAAUGAUUUUAUUGACAAUAAACUCGAUACUAACACCAGUAGAAAUAUAAAUUAUGGACAAAGUUUUGGUAAUAUCGAAGAUUCAGUAAAUAAAGUUUUUGGUACCAACCAGAAAAACUAUCCUGAUUCACAAAACAUUGAAAAGUUGGUAAAUAAUGUUUUCGGUUCCAAAGGUACAAAUACAGAUUCUGACAGUAACCCUGGUAACAUGGAAGAAUCAGAGAGUAAAAAUGUAGGCAGUAAUGGUGUUAGGGAAAAUCAAGGAAUAAAUUCAAAUGAUAUUAGCUAUAAACAAAAGACAUCUUCGCCUAACUUGUGGGGAAUAUUUGGGAACAAAAAUCAUGAGAACUCUAGAGAUAGUAAGCCUACUUUAAGUUUAGGGGGUAUCAUAGGGUGAAGCAAAAGAGUUUUUAUAAAAGUGUAUUUACAGAAUUAUUAAAUAAAAGUUCAUUCUUAUUUCAUUA
Leptinotarsa decemlineata (Colorado potato beetle) is the source of this 2542-nucleotide messenger RNA. Its product is annotated as liver carboxylesterase 1. The record is from RefSeq and is a predicted model, not a curated record. NCBI's taxonomy places the organism in Eukaryota, Metazoa, Arthropoda, Insecta, Coleoptera, Chrysomelidae.